This is a messenger RNA of Sorghum bicolor (sorghum), 657 nucleotides long. Its product is annotated as spidroin-1. The record is from RefSeq and is a predicted model, not a curated record. Lineage: Eukaryota; Viridiplantae; Streptophyta; Magnoliopsida; Poales; Poaceae. Bases 1 to 657 code for a protein of 218 amino acids. The transcript has a single exon.
AUGUACAACAGGAUUAGAGAACGGGAGAGGAAGACAAGCACCUGGCCGGCGGGGCGUCUGGGGCCUGGCGUCGUUCCGAGAGCGCGUACGACUGGGGCUUGGCGUCGUUCCUGGGGCCCGUGCGUCGGUGCACAGUCGGCGUCUCGGGCCUGGCCACCGGCGGGAGGGCCUAGGUCGUUCGCGUGCGUCUGGGCCUGGCCACCGGCAAGAGGGCGUGCGGCUUCGAGGCACAGGGCCUACGGCGGUGGCAGCGGAUUUGCGAGGUGGGGGCACAGGGACCGGCGGCGUGGGGACGCGGGCGUUGGUAGAGGGUGGGCCUGGCCACCGGCAAGAGGGCGUGCGGCUUCGGGGCACAGGGCCUACGGCGGUGGCAGCGGAUUUGCGAGGUGGGGGCACAGGGACCGGCGGCGUGGGGGCGCGGGCGUAAGAGGGCGUGCGGCUUCGAGGCACAGGGCCUACGGCGGUGGCAGCGGAUUUGCGAGGUGGGGGCACAGGGACCGGCGGCGUGGGGGCGCGGGCGUUGGCAGAGGGUGGGCCUGGCCACCGGCAAGAGGGCGUGCGGCUUCGGGGCACAGGGCCUACGGCGGUGGCAGCGGAUUUGCGAGGUGGGGGCACAGGGACCGGCGGCGUGGCGGCGCGGGCGUUGGCAGAGGGUGA